AUGCGCCUGUGGCCGUAUGCCAUGCUGAGCCUGCUGACGUUCUGUUGCUGUGACGCCAAUAAUUGGAGGUUCGAGUUGAGUCUCAAGAAAUUCGAGCAGAUUCGUGACGUCUUGCUCAAUGCUGUCGGCAGAACUUCCAACAACCCAGGGUUGCUAAAGAGGGCUGGCAAGCUUAAUAAACUACAGCCUGCAGUAAGUGAAGAGAGGCCAUUCCCCUGCCAGACCGAGGGGUUCCGUUCCCCGGAGAGGCCUGACAGUGUUCACAGACUGCGGCCCGGAGAUAUAGACGUGGUGGGAGCCCUUGGAGACAGCCUCACUGCUGGCAACGGAGCAGCGGCCUCCACACUGCUGCAUGUCUACACGGAGAACAGAGGCAUCUCAUGGUCUAUCGGAGGGCAGGGGACAUGGAGGGAGUUUCUGACGCUGCCUAACCUUCUGAAGGAGUUCAACCCUAGUCUAGUGGGUUACUCCCUGAAGGACUCCUUGACUCAUCAUAGAGCGUCACAGUUCAACGUAGGAGAGGCCGGUGCUAUGAGUGACGACCUACCGUACAUGGCUGGUCAGCUGAUUAAGAGGAUCCGCUCCGACCCCAGAGUGAAUAUCUACAAGGACUGGAAGUUGAUCACGUUGAUGAUGGGCUCCAACGACUUCUGUCUGGACAUUUGCUACAUAGACACCAAGAUUGCUCCUGAGCGUCAUCGCAAGAACCUCAUCAAGACAUUGGAUCUGCUCAAGGAGGCGCUGCCCAGGACUCUGGUACAAAUUGUCAUCUCACCCAACCUAGGGAAGAUCAUUACCAAGUUCAAGGGAGUUCGCCCUCUGUGUCAGCUGACCCACAACUUUGAAUGUCCAUGUUUGUUUGGUCUCGCCUAUCAGCAUCGUCAGCGAGAGUUCCUUCAACUCAUGGAUCUAUGGCAACUGGCUGAGUUUAAAGUUGCUUCGGACCUAAGAUAUCAAAAUAGUGAUGAUUUCGCCGUGGUCGCACAACCGUUCACGUUCAAUAUUUCAUUCCCCAUUAGACGGGAUCGGUUAGGAAACAUACUAACGGACUUCACCUACUUAUCUGAAGAUUGUUUCCACUUUAGUCAGAAGGGAUAUUCAAGAGCUGUGACGGCGUUAUGGAACAACAUGUUGGAACCUAUAGGGCAGAAGAGAACCAACUGGGGGAUGGAGUUGGAACACUUCCUUUGUCCAACAGAAGACAGACCUUACAUAUCCACCUUCGCCAACUCUUGACCAAACCCUAGCCUACUUAGUGAUAACUGCAGUGUGAAAUCUAAGUCAUUUAGCUGUUAAGAGCUAUUUAUUGCUUUAGUGUUGUAUUACUAUGUAUUAAGUAUUGUAUUCUAAGUAAUUGUUUUACACUCUUUACACAAUGUACAA
Molecule: messenger RNA, 1383 nt
Organism: Macrosteles quadrilineatus (aster leafhopper)
Lineage: Eukaryota; Metazoa; Arthropoda; Insecta; Hemiptera; Cicadellidae
Product: phospholipase B1, membrane-associated-like
Exons: 7
Coding region: 1-1236 (411 amino acids)
Biological process (GO): phospholipid metabolic process
Molecular function (GO): glycerophospholipase activity
Source: RefSeq, a predicted model, not a curated record